Hydractinia symbiolongicarpus is the source of this 6122-nucleotide messenger RNA. RefSeq lists its product as uncharacterized. Bases 67 to 5223 code for a protein of 1718 amino acids. NCBI's taxonomy places the organism in Eukaryota, Metazoa, Cnidaria, Hydrozoa, Anthoathecata, Hydractiniidae. The record is from RefSeq and is a predicted model, not a curated record. The transcript has 24 exons.
UGCGACACGUCGACCUCAUAAAACAUAGGGAAAUGCGCAUGCGGCCGUUAUCGUUCCAAAACAAAGAUGGCGGCGAGAGCUGCGUUGUCUACAAUUUAUUUACUUCUGAUUUAUUUUUGCUGUGUUUCAUUGCGAGAGCCAUCGUAUGAUGAGGAUCAUUACAAUGAUCCAAAUGGAUAUGAAGAUGGUGAUUAUUUGAGCAUGCCACAAGACUAUGAGGAAAAUGACAACAGUGACGAAGACCCUGAAGAGGAUGAUAAUUAUGACAACCCUCAUGAGGAGGAGGCUGAUGAUGAAAACGAUGAAUAUGGUCGUACCAAAGUUGGGAUAACUGAACACGCCUUAUACAAUGGUGGAAUACGUGAUGUGCAUGAUCAUAUAAUGGAGGAUAAGCAUCCAAAUGUUGAAAAAAAGAACAAGAAGAAGAAAAAGAAAAAAAAAUCUGGCAAAAAAAAAAAGAUUUCACAACAUAACAAGAAAAAUAGAAAUAAACAAAACACACCAAAGACCAGCGACCCUCAUACUGCUGCAAUACCCAGACUUACCCCAUCAGCAUCCAUUCAGCCAAUUAAACCAGCAUCUGUUGUGAAGCAUGAAGAGGAAAGCAAUCAUAAACACAUUGAAACCAUAAUCAAUACAGCCUCUGACUCUCCAGAAAAUGAUAAACAUGACGUGCCACCAAAGGAAGAGUUCAAAAAUGAUCAAGAAAAGACUGACUCACUAGAACAGCCAAAAGAUGCAGGUUUGCAGGAAAGCGCACAAGAUAAAAAAAAUGAUGCUGAAAAAAGGCCACAAAAACAAAUUAAAAUGGCCACAUUGUCUGACCCAGAUCUGGAGAUGAAUAGUUUGCUACAAUCAGAGAAGUUUUCUCAUGUAAGAGAAACACAAAUUCGAGACUAUAUAAACAGUCAUUUUCCAGGCCAAGAUUUGCAAGAUGAUGUGCUUGACAUGAUUGAUAAUCUAAUAACAUCAAACCUACGAAAUGAAUUAAGAAACAAAGACAGUCGACUUAACAGAAUACUACAUGAAAAAGAAACAACGGCUCAAGAUGGUGAUCAACAGUCAACUUCUCCUGAGCCAGAGAAAGUUAAUUCUGAUACUGUAGACGAACCUAACAAAAACAUUGCAGAUAAACAGGAUCCUGCUUCUAGCCCUAGCUCAGUUGCAGAUGUUACAUCUAAAAGUGUGGUAGUGGAACCAACUCCUGUGCUAGAAGACCCACAAGUACCUUUCGAAAAGCAUAUUCCUGAGGCAAUUAAAUUGGUGGAGCAACCAUUAAGUACCUAUAAGGAAGCAAUUACACAAAUUGUUGAACCAACUCCUAGCUUGUCUAAUGUUCCUACUGAAUCAUCUUCCGUUGAAAAUAUUGUAGAUGCCAGUAAAGUUGAAGACACAAGCAGUUUGCCAGUGGUGGAAGCAAGUACGACAGACCCCCAUAAAGUGAAAAGAAAGAAUUUAAUGAAACAGGCACUAAAAGGAAUGCACUUUAAUGCCCAUCAUCUCCACGAUCACCAUACAGAUAAAAAAGAUGCUACCAAACAUGUAACAGAAGAGAGUAGCUCGAAAGAUGUGAACUUUGAUGAGCUGAAUUCAAAUCAUCACACUGAGGAAGAAGAAAAACGAACUGAAGCUGUAGAUGUGACAUCUGAGAGUAAGGAAGUUCCAAUAGAUUCAGAAGCAGCAAACAAGGAAUCAAAAAAUGGAGAUUUAGUUAAUGAGGUAGAUAAAAAAACAGAGAAAGAAGAGGCUUUUAGCUUAAAACCACCAGACUAUUCUAAAAAAGAAAUUUUUACGAAUGUACUCAAAAAAGAGCCAGAAAUCUCACCCCAUUCCGAGAGUGCAGAUAGUUUAUUACAACACGAGAAUUUUUUAUCGUCUGAUAAGAAAGUAGAUGACCUUCCCAGUCCAUCAGAACAAUUAAAAGAGAACAAUAUACCAAGUAUCAAACUACCUUUGACAACGCAAGAUCAAACUAAUCUGGAAAGUGAAAAAGAGACCACUAUUGCUGCAAAUGUGUCUGAUGUUACUGACACCCCACCUUCUAACAGUGAUGCUGACAGUACUGCUGGUAACAUCUUACCUGAUGAAAAACCUGUCAGCAAAGGUGAAGAGGGAAAGGGUGCGGGAUUUUUAGGUGGUUUAUUUGACUACUUUUCCAGUGAAAGUGCAGGAACUGAAGAAAAAACAGGAAGUGAAGAAAACAAAGCAGAAAAAACGGAAUCUACUUUAAUGGGAAUUAAUGAAGUUGAUGAAGCUUCUUUAAUGGGUGAAAUUGAUAGAACGGGUGACCAUAAAGACAUAGCUGAAGCUGAUACUAUUAAAACAAGUUUGUUUUCUGAGCAUGACAAAGAAAAUGAGGGAGAAAAAGACAAACCAACAAUAACCAGUGCUGCUGAGAAUGUUGAAACUACUGUAUCAUCACCCACUGAAUCAACCGCUACUAGAACAACAACUGCCACAAUGACAACACCAACUGAGCAACCAACGACUGAGCCACCAACGACUGAGCCACCGACAACAACUUCGACAUUAGCAACUGAAACUCCAAAGCAUGCAGCAACAAUCCUGGCAACUGAAAAACACUCAGUCGAAGAAAGUGAUACUCAAGCCAGUGAGAAUCCUACCCUUGAAACCACUAAAUCUCCAACAACCCAACAGUCUGCUACCCCUUUGUCUACUGCUUCAAUAGAAGUGCCAGUAACUAUUGUUCCUUCUGUAAAAACAGAAGAGGUCAAGGAAGAGAAGGAGACGGUUACUAGGCUUGAUGAUAAGACACCCAAUCAAAAAGAAAAUGAUAUGAAGGAUAUGUUAAAUACGUACAGGGAGAGUGUGGAUAUGGAUCAUGAAAAGGCAAAGUAUUUACCAACUGGUCAAAACACUGAAACAGAGGCUAAGCAAACAGGGGCAAGUACAACUACAAGCUCAUCCAAUAAAAAUCAAGAGGCAUCCACUACUGAAAUUCUUCCAGAUUUUGAUGAUGAUGAUCCAUUAAAAAAACUGUGUCAAACACACCCAACAUUACAGGCAUGUAAAAGAAAACCAACAAAGAAACCUCAGACUGAACCUCCUCUCAGCAGUUCUCCCUCAACUGCAUCAUACGUUAAGUCGUUUACAUGCUGGUUUAAUGGAACUCUUUACACCAUCUUUGUUUACUUAUUCACAUGUCUUAAAAUGGUAUCCACUACUAUUGUUAACUCUUCAUUGGGAAUGUUUUUAUCAGUUACUGGUCAAACAGAGGCGUCUAAAAAUUUAUCGAGUUACAUGGAUUCCGUUAGCUUGGAGAGAUUUGCUUUGUUUAUGGUAUUAUUGGUUAACCAUGUUGCUUUUUACUGGUACUUCAAAAACAGCUCCAUGGGACCACAAGUCAAGUCAAUUACUCGGUCUGACACAAAUCCUAAGAAUGAUCUAAAACUGCAGGAGCUUGAAGAGAAUACUAUUGAGCUGGAGAAAAAACUUUCAAAAGAAACCAAACAAAAGGAAGAAUUGGAGAAAAAGGUUGUUAAAAUGGAGGACAAAAUGAAAAAUCAGUUGGAUGAAAUAAAAGAACUAAAGGAGAAAUUAGAAGAUGAAAAAGCCAACAAAGAGAUAAUAGAGAAGCUUCAAGCGGCUACAGAAGAAUACAAAGAAAAAUUAGCAAGCAAAGAAACAGAACUCAACAACAAAACGUCAUCAUUAGAGGCAAAAAAAGAAGAUUUAGAUAAUUCAAAAACCGAAUUUAAACAGUUAGAAGAUAAAUUUUUUUAUGUUAUCAAAGAAUUAGAUACGAAGGAUGCAGCUAUUAUGAGAAUGGAAGAUAAAGAAAAAGAAUUACAACAAAAAAUUAGUGAAAAAGAAUCAACUCUAUCCGAGAAGGAGGAAACGAUAGAUGAACAAAAAAAUAGGAUUGAAGUAUUACUUGAAGAAAAAAUAACUUUAGAAAAUAAUAUUAAAGAAGAAACUAAAAAAUCACAUUCACUAGCAGUUGAAAUUCAAGUACUACAAGAAUCACUUUUAGCUGUUAAUAAAACGCAUGUUGAUCACGAGACAUCUAGUGAAUUUGAAACUGUAGAAGAAGAUGAAGAAAUUGAUGCAGAUCAGUUGAAAGCAGAUAGAUUAGCUAAAAUCAUGGAUGCCACCAAGACGCAAGCGGAAUUAAAAGAAUUAACUUCAGAGUUAGAGACUUGUAGAGAAGAAUUGGACAGAUAUAAAGAACGUGUUGUUGAUGUUGAAGGAAAAUACAUGGAUGUGUCCACACGAUAUGAUAGUGUUUAUGUUGAAGCUGGAGAAGUGAGAAAAGAGUUGGAAAAGAAAGAAAUUGAAUUAACUACGAUUAGAAAAUUUUUCAAUGAUCGUGAAAAUGAUUAUCAAAAAGCCAGCGCAUCACAGAGUGAAGAACUUCGAGUUUUGCGAAAACAAGUCGAUUCUAUCGGUGAUAACGACAAACAGAUUAAUAUAUUGAUGAAACAAGUGCAAGAUCUUAAAGACGAGAUCGUGAAGAACGAGAAAGAUUUAAAGGAGCAGAUCUCCUCAGCAGAGGAACAGAGUCAUAACAGUUACAUAAAAAUGCGCACAGCAGUACGCGAAUGUGACGAACACAAAAGAGAGAAGGAAAUAUACAGAAAGAGAUUGCUCGAUAUCGACAUGUCGCCGCAGUUUAAAAAAUCUUCUACUCCGCUCAGCAGUAAAACAUCUUCCGAGCGAGCUGUUAGUCCUACGAAUAGUAAUAAAUCCAAUGAUGACAAUAGUGGAACAGAAUCUCCUCACCCUACGCUACCGCCUCCCGUGCCUUCUCCUUACGCUCCACGAAUGUAUCCUGGAAUGCCACCCCCAUUUCAACACAGACCACCAUUUGGUAUGCCAAUGGGGCCUUAUGGAGGCCCGCCACGCCCUCCUUUUAUGUCUCCCAUGGGUCAACGACCAGGUGGUAUGACAAGGAUACCUACUACAGCUGCAACAUCGAAGGAGGAUCAGUUACAACAAAUGGGGACGGCUACUCUUGAACAAAGACCCUUGCUACCGCCCAAUCCAGCUGCACUGCCACCGCAUAUGGCUAGCCCGAUGCGCCCGAUGAGUGGGAUGUAUAGAAUGCCACCUCCAGGUACUCCGCCAAUGGUGAGGCCACCCUAUGGAAUGCCACCCGGUACGCCUCCCAUGAUGAGAGCACCCAACACGUUUGCGCCUGGAGCACAGCAGCUUCAACCUCAAUCGAACGUAAAUACUCCAUCUGGGAAUGGACAAGUAUGAAGGUGAUGCUAUACCCCAUAUUGUUGAUGUUUAUAUCAUGUUGCAGACUUUUUGUGGUAAAGCAAACAGUGUGCUCGCAUCUUGUGUCGUGUGAUCGGUAUAUCUUCGUUGGAUUAAAAAAAAAGCAACUCUAGCUUAGAAUAUAUAGGAUACCCCGUCAUUUCGAAUGUCUCCUUUAUUGGCGUUGUCUACGGAUAUCAGCUUGUCGUAUAUGUAUACAUAAUCACUCUCUUAUAUAUGACUAAACAGUGGAACGUUGCCAGCUUACCCCUGACCAGCUUUGCUACGAUCUACCUUGUCUAUGCACUUUAAUGUACUUUUUUUGAUUUUGUGGAAAGUCAACGUAUGCGCACUAGAGGCAAACAAAAUUUUCUGUAGCAAUCAGUAGAAUAGAUAGCAGUGUUGUGAAAAUAAAAACAUUUUUGAAAACGCAGUUCGUAUAUCAAGGAGGAAUGUAGCAACGUUGAUGUAGGUAGAUAGAUGCAGGCUAUAUAUUGCUGGUGAGAUUGAGAAACGACAGGAUAUAUUUCACGAGGAGGCUUUUUGCUAAGGAACUAAAACACAAUCGUGAAAUCGCACAAGAAGAUUCUAUGAGACUAAUGCCUUAAUGGAUUCAAUUUUGGCAAAUUUUUCGUGAGUUUUUUGUUAAUUUUGCGAAUAUUAGUUCCCUUGAGGUACUUACUUUGUGAGAAUUGUGUUCUGUGGGCCACGGGUGGCGUAUUUAAACAUUUAGGAAACUUUUAAUUUUAAACGUCGUACAUUGUUAAAAUAUGAGCUAGCAGGCUUGUGUUUAAUAUUUGGGAUGCCGGAUUUAUUUUUUCGAUUUGAAAAAAUUUGUUUAUAACAUGAAUAGAAUAAAUUUAUUUAUACCAGGAAAUACAAUUUCUAAAUCUGCGAAA